Messenger RNA from Raphanus sativus (radish), 2085 nucleotides. RefSeq lists its product as uncharacterized. Bases 115 to 1596 code for a protein of 493 amino acids. Gene Ontology annotation, molecular function: protein binding. The transcript is spliced from 3 exons. NCBI's taxonomy places the organism in Eukaryota, Viridiplantae, Streptophyta, Magnoliopsida, Brassicales, Brassicaceae. The record is from RefSeq and is a predicted model, not a curated record.
AAAGCACUCACGAUUCGAUGAAAAAAGGUGACCGCUUAUAAACGGCGUUUGCUCACAGAAGAAUAAAAAAAUAAAAGCGAAAGCUAAACCCCCCCGAAAAUCGCAACAACCACCAUGGCCACCGUCUCAUCCGCUUCCGCCGCCGUAACGGAAGGCGCGAAGGCCGUCACGCCUCGGCGUACGAACAUCGGAAAGCUGCGCGUGAUGUGCAGGUACGGCGGAAGCGUAGUCUCGCUCCCGCAGGCGAAAUCGCCGCGAUACGUCGGCGGAGACACUCGGAUCGUCGCCGUCCCUCCCUCAGCGGAGACGAGCGUCGCGUCGCUCGUCAGCCACCUCGCGGUCGCGCUCGGGAUCCCGUACGAUUUCAAGGUCAAGUACCAGCUCCCCGAUCAGGAGCUGGACUCGCUCAUCUCCGUGGAGACGGACGAGGACGUCCAGAUCAUGAUGGAGGAGCACGGAUACCUCACGUGCGAGUCCUCGGCUCCUAAAACGCGCGUGAGGCUGUUUCUCUUCCCUUCGAAAUCCCGAGGCGGCGCGAGUCAGGGAGAUCUCGCUCAGUGUAAACCUUCGGUGGAGGCGGAGGGGGAUGUUGAUUGGCUGGGGAUAGGAGAGUCAAAUCCCACUCGCGAUGAGUUGACUCAGCCCGUGCUUCAGCACCCAAAGACUGACACGUGGUUCGUGGACGCGCUGAAGGGGGUGGAGAUGAUGCAGACUGGCGGGGAUAAUAAUAAUAAUAAUAGCGGGAGUAGCGGCGGAAGCGGAAGCGGCGGGAUCUGCGGACAGGAGUCGAUGAUGCUCGAGACUAAUUCGUCGUUUGGCUCCACGUCGUCCUCUGUCUCUUCCAGCAAAUUGCCUCCGAUGAAGAGCACCGGGGAGGAUAAUAAUAACACAUCGAAUCCUCAGGUUAAGUUUGCGCCGAUUGAAUCACUCACAAGCGGCAAUCAUGUGGUCACGCCAAUCUCUUCUCACGAGCUACCAACAAGCCUUCAUGUUUUGGAGACCAAAUCAUCUUCAAACCUGUACGAGCCUAACCUAAACAAACCAGUUCCAGUUUCCGGGUAUCCACCAUUUCUGAACCAAGCUCCUCAGCAACAGCAACAACAACCUAUCUACGUGGUUUACGCAGGGCAGCCGCCUUACAUGACUGGAAACUCACCUAUGACAUACCAGCACAUGAACCAGAUACACUAUCAGCUCCCGCCACAGCAAUACCCAGUCUAUUACAGUCCAGUUGAGCAGUAUAAUCCGAGGUAUGUUCAAGCUCCUCCGCCUGUGAGACACAACACCGCUUUAAACACCCAUCAUCAAGUUGGAUCCCCAGUGGCCCGCACCAGCAGCCCUCUACCUCCAGAGUUUUCCUCGCAGGUUUACCUUCCACCAAAACCUGUAGUAGAUUCAUCAUCGGUACAAGCAUCAAGUGAAGCUGCUGUUAGUACUACAUGCAAAGAUGAUUUCAGCUACAACGCUGACCUCGAUGAUGAUACAGCUCGUGCUCAGAUUUACAAAUCUCAGCCACCCGCUCCAAUAGUAUCGUCUGAGUUGCAGACAAUGAUGCUGACUGAAGCUCUGGGUCAGCUAAACACCCACAAUGGUUAAGACUUGAGAGAGAGCAUUAAAAAUCAGUUGAAGUUCGUUUUCAGGGAUCCCGUUUAAGGAUAAGAAACACAAAAAAUGGUAAUGAACGCCGAGCGAUCUUCGCUGAUGGGAGGAGAGCUACCUCUUUAACUGCGUUUGAGCUUCUUCACGAGCUCCUCGACGAUGCCCAAACAAUUCGUCUCAAGGAGUUCUUCUUCUCCGAUCCUUCUCGUUUCCCUCCUUCGCCUCAGCGUUUGUAUUGUAUACUCAGUGGUGAAUAUCCGCCUCACGUUGAUGUUUUUGUGCUGCUCGUCACUUAUAAUUUGUCAUUAGUGUUGAGUUACGUUACGUUUUAGAGAUCUUCUUGGGAUCUGUUGUUCACUGUGAAGAUGUAAUUAGUUCCCUUUUUUCUGGUCCGACUUAAUACAGAAACAGCUGGAAGUGUAACGGUAUAUGGUCAGUUGGUCACGAACAUGUUUCCCAUGCAAUUUGAUUGAAGGUUUGUGUAUC